Messenger RNA from Leptopilina boulardi, 1348 nucleotides. RefSeq lists its product as uncharacterized. Bases 845 to 1258 code for a protein of 137 amino acids. The transcript is spliced from 2 exons. Lineage: Eukaryota; Metazoa; Arthropoda; Insecta; Hymenoptera; Figitidae. The record is from RefSeq and is a predicted model, not a curated record.
CUAGACGACAAUUUGUCGGCUGUUUAUCUAGGUUUCAGGUAGAUUUUCUCUCUACCGGGUUUCAUUUACUCUAAUUGAACUUACUUAUGCUUUUAAUAAUAAAAAAUAAUAAUUAAUUUUAUUUUCUUUGAAACAUUACAACUUUUAGAAGAAAUAUUGCCAUUAACUCGAUAAUUAAAAAGUCAUGAUAUUGUCAUUAGUGCAUUGUCAUGCAUUGGCAUGCACUAGAUGAGUUUUCGUCGUCAGUUGUCAAGUUCUUGUGAUCAGUUCAGUUGUACUUUAAGUGACAAUGUGUGAUAAUUUAGACAACAAUAAUCUUAUUUCUUUAGUGCAAAUGAGACCUGCACUUUAGGAUAAAACCACAGACAUUUUUAAAGAUAGAAAUGAAAGAAGAAAAGGUUGGAAAGAAGUGUGUGAGGAAUUAAAUAGGAAUUACCCUACAAUGGAAUCGAAAGAUAAAAACAACCAUAUGAAAGGUGUCAUAAGCAGAUGGGGUAAUCUGCGAGAUAGCUUUGCUCGAGCAAAAAAAAUAUGCAAAGCAGUAAAAGAAGUGGUGCUGGAGUCGCAAGGGUUACCAAGCAAUGUACAUACCACCAGCAGCUACUAUUUUUAUCAAAACUGCAUGAUUCUACAGAAACUACCGACAGUUUAGAUGUAGAGAGCAAUUCCGAAGACAAAGAUAUUGAAAUCUCGGAUUUGGAUAAAUCAUCGGAAAACAUGGAAGUAGAUUUUUCACCUAGACUGCAAAAAACUGGUAGAAGGAACAGUUACACAAAAAAACCAAAACACCAAUGAAUUUGAAAAAAACUUGCUGACAGCGCUGUCAUCUCAUUCAAAUCCACAUAUGGAGUUUUUUCAGAGUUUAGUUGCUCAUUUGAACGGAUUUGAUGACGAUGAAAUUCAUGAUUUUAAAAUGAGGGUUUUGCAAGUAAUGUCAAGCAUAAAAGAUAAGAAGAUGAUGGUUUACCAAUCAACUUAUAUUGCUUCACCAUUUACCGGAUAUCAACAUAACCCUUUUACCGUCAUGCAACCUCCGCCACAAAUACAAUCAUCCCCUAUCAGUCGUACAUAUUCCAAUACCAGUCCAAGACAUUCUCCUUAUCCUCAAAGAGAAGCUACUUCUCAUCCUUCUUCAUCAUACACGUAUUAUGACAAUUUACAUAAUGUCCCCUCUCCUCAAAAUCCCUACUCAUUACCCAGUCCUUCAUCUGCAUCAAUGUCCUCAGAGAAUUCAAAUGAUUAUUCUACACAAAAUUAAAUACUUUCUCUCAACAUAUGACAUGAGAAGGGCGUUUUUGUAAGCUCAAUUACAAAUAAUUAAGUAAUAAAUAAAGAAAAUGACUUUAAA